UGUCUGUCGAGAAGUGGAAUUACCAUUCACCCUACCCAUCGACACCAUCAAUCUCUCUCUUCUCUCCCUCAUUCACGCACAUCAAGAGCACUCUCACUGUCUCUCUCACUGGUGCUCUGUUUUGGAAUUCUUCAACAACCUCCAUUAUCAGGCACCUCUCUCUCUCAGUCUCUCUCUCUGAUUGAAGAGUUUCCAUCAAAGAAAAUUUCUUCAAUCUCACUCUCUUUUCUUCCUGAAUUCAAAAUAUAUCCAUAACAUUGAAGUGUGGUGUCUCACUCCACAGUCAAAAUAUGAUCCUCACAAUUAACAUUGCAUUCCUUUCAUCUUCCCUGUAGUUCUAGAGAGAGACAGAGAGUAAGGAGAGAGAAGGGGGAGCAGUGGAGCUCAUAUUAUUAAAACCAAAAUGCAAGCCAUCAUCAUUUUCUUCUUCUUCCUCCUCCUCUUAAGCUCCCUACCACUUCCUUCAUCCUCCAUCAAAAUUAACCACAACCGUCGGAUCCUCCAUCACCCCUUCUUCCCCAUUGAUUCCCUCCCUCCAACUUCCCAACCACCACUUGCAUCUCCUCAACCCCAACCCCAACAACAACAACCCAAAUACCCAUUCUCUUCACUCUCACCUCCCAACAAACAAGACCCAUUUUUCCCAUUUUACGCUUCACCCCCACCUCCACCUUCUUCAUCCACCUCUCUGAACACUUUUCCAGCCAACAUCUCCUCUCUCACCCUCCCUCACACCUCCUCCUCCUCCAAACCCAUUUCCAAGAAGCUGGUCGCCAUCGCCGUCUCCCUCUCCCUUCUCUCCGCUGCCACCGCCGCCGCCGCCGCCUUCCUUCUCUACCACCGCCGUUUCACCGAUGACAAGGCCUCAAGAACUGACAGCCUCCGGUUGUUCCCGCCCAACACCGCCACCUCCGACGGUGGUGGUGGCGGCGGCGGCAGUAGUUACAAGUCCAGCACCAGCUCAGAGUUUCUUUACCUUGGCACCCUUAGGAGGGGAAUCGAUGAGGACCACCAUAAAAACAAAGCUUCCAAUUCGAGUAACGCCGCUGCUUCAUCGAUGCCAGCCUACCAAAAACUGGGCUCGCCGGAGCUCCACCCGCUUCCGCCGCUGCCGAGACAGAAUUUCCGGCGCCAUUAUUUGAAUGAUGAAGUUGGUGACGACGAAAACGACCAAGAAGAGGAGUUUUUCUCACCCAGAGGAUCUUCGGAAGGUAAGGAUAGUCCUACUGCCACUACUGGUUCUGCUUCGAGAUCCCGGAGAGUGUUGUUUGUGGGUGUGGAAUCUGAGCAUUUCAGAAGCCGAAGCUCGAAUUCGAGGACUGCUUCGUACCCAUCUUCGAAUUCUGCUUCCCCAGUGUCUACUAGUCCCUUAAUGCCACUCAAUUUAAGCCCCAGAAGCUUGAGAUCGAGGUCUCCAGACUCGCUUGUCAAUUUCCCAGCUCCGUCCCGACUAUCUCCAAUGAUACCACAACAGACUAUGGCCCAAUCACCGCCCAAGAGUAACAUUUUUUCUCCAGCAAGAGAUUCCGGUGUUCCCGUGAAAUUGCCGCCGCCAGCUCCUCCUCCACCUCCGCCGAGGUUUUGGGAAAUUCCAGUUGUGUUGCAAAACCCAGAACCGGUUUCGCCACUUGAACAAGCACACAACAUGGAAACGAUGGAGAGAUGUGAGGAAGCUCCAAAGCCGAAGCUAAAACCAUUACAUUGGGAUAAAGUUAGAGCCAGCUCUGACCGUGCAAUGGUGUGGGAUCAGCUGAAAUCUAGCUCAUUCCAGUUAAACGAGGAGAUGAUCGAGACGUUGUUCGUGGUAAAUGGUUCGAGUUUGGCUCCAAAAGAUACCUCUCGGCGGCCAAUUCUGCCUAUGACAAAUCAAGAGAAUCAGGUUUUUGAUCCAAAGAAGUCUCAGAACAUUGCAAUUUUGUUGAGAGCACUUAAUGUCACUAUAGAUGAAGUUUGUGAAGCACUUUUGGAAGGUAGUGCCGAUACUCUUGGGACAGAGCUUCUUGAAAGUUUAUUGAAGAUGGCUCCAACCAAAGAGGAAGAAUGUAAACUGAAAGAGUUCAAAGAUGAAUCACCAUUUAAGCUGGGCCCUGCUGAGAAAUUUCUCAAAGCGGUGAUUGAUAUACCCUUUGCAUUUAAGAGGGUGGAUGCAAUGCUUUACAUAGGCAAUUUUGAUUCUGAGGUUGAGUAUCUUAAGAGGUCUUUUGAAACACUGGAGGCUGCGUGUGAAGAACUGAGGAACAGCAGAAUGUUCCUAAAGCUUCUAGAAGCUGUACUAAAAACUGGGAACCGCAUGAAUGUCGGAACCAACCGUGGUGAUGCGCAUGCUUUCAAGCUCGACACGCUCCUUAAGCUUGUGGAUGUGAAGGGCAGUGAUGGGAAAACCACUGUCUUGCAUUUUGUUGUACAGGAAAUCAGCAGAGCCGAAGGUUCUCGCCUUGCUGGUGUCAAUCAGAGUAAUCCAGCAGCCGAUAAAAACCAGCAAUCUGCUUUUCAGGAUGACAUUGAAUUCAGGAAGCUUGGACUUGAAGUUGUUUCCAGCUUGAGUGGGGAGCUCACUAAUGUGAAGAAAGCUGCUGCUAUGGAUUCAGACAUACUUAGCAGUGAAGUGACAAAACUAGGCGUGGGAAUCGCAAAGAUUGAGGUAGUGUUGAAAUUAAAUGAAGAAAUUGCAGUGACGGAGAGUACUAGCCAGAGAUUUUCCGAGUCCAUGAAUGAGUUCUUGAAGAAGACACAGGCAGAGAUCACAAAUGUAAAAACUCAGGAGAGUGUUGCACUCUCCAUGGUGAAGGAAAUAACAGAGUAUUUCCAUGGGAACUCAGCUAAGGAAGAAGCUCAUCCGUUCCGGAUUUUCAUGGUGGUGAGGGACUUUCUUUCUAUACUUGAUCAGGUAUGCAAGGAAGUUGGGAAGAUAAAUGAGCGAAGUACAGUAUUCGGUUGUGGCCGACAGUUUCCAGUAACAGUAAAUUCAAGCGUUGCACCAGUUUUUCCUGGAUUCAUUGGAAGGCGGCAGUAUGGUUCCUCUGAAGAUGAAAGUUUAUCUUCACCUUAAACUGGAACACCUAUCAGAACUGGUAAUGUAUGCGAAAGAGCUUAGGGGUACGUAAUGGCUAGUGAAGCCAAGCUUAGUUUUUGAAAAAUUUGUGUAGAAGUUUUGGAAUAGUUUCGGCCUCUUAUCUUGUGUAAUUUACAGGGAAUAGAAUCACAUCAGAAAAUAAUGGUAAGAGAAUUAUCUUGUAAAUCUAUGGAAAACUGGAUUUAAGGAUUGCUAAUCAGGGUUAGAAACAAUCUUCUUCA
This is a messenger RNA of Camellia sinensis, 3294 nucleotides long. Its product is annotated as formin-like protein 2. Gene Ontology annotation, molecular function: actin filament binding. Lineage: Eukaryota; Viridiplantae; Streptophyta; Magnoliopsida; Ericales; Theaceae. Gene Ontology annotation, biological process: actin cytoskeleton organization; actin nucleation. The record is from RefSeq and is a predicted model, not a curated record.